AUAAGAUAUUGAGAGAUAAAAACAAAGAGAGACCUUUGCAGUAAAAGUUAUUUCUUUCGUUCUUCUUCUCUUGCGAAAUCUCUCUCUGUCUUCUUUCUCUUUCUCUGGAAGCGUCUCUCUUCUUUGGAUCAAGCGGUGGAGACGGCGGCGUUCAAGAACAAGAGAUAUGGUUGAGACGAGACGUAGCUCCUCUGCUUCCAAGCGCCUUCCUGCUUCUUCCCCCGAAACAACUUCUUCAUCCUCACGUCCUACCAAACGAUCCAAGGCUGCGGCGGAACCGGCUGCUUCUUCUUCGGCGAGUGAGGUGCCGGUUGAAAAUCGUGGGCCGGUUUCGGAUCCUGGAUCGGAAUCUGGAGAGCCGGAACGGAGAACUCCUGAUCCGCAGACUAAUGGUGCCGAGAGGCCAGUCACUACCGCCGAUGUGCCGGCCAUGGAGACCGACACAAUUCCAGAAGUUGAAGGCUUGGUGACGCCCACCCCUGCAGUGGUCGAAGCUGAAAAAUCGAAAUCUUCAAAGAAGCGGACUGCUAAGGCUCCUUGGGCCAAGCUUAUCUCUCAAUGUUCUCAGAACCCUCAUCGUGUCAUGAGAGGCUCUGUCUUUACUGUUGGUCGGCGAGGAUGCGAUUUAUGUAUCAAAGAUCAUACAAUGCCCACCGUUCUGUGUGAAUUUAGACAGUCUGAGCACGGUGGUCCAUCAGUUGCCUCGCUGGAGAUAAUAGGGAAUAGUCUACUUGUUCAGGUCAAUGGCAAGAUUUACCAAAGGACUUCUUGUAUUCAUUUGCGGGGUGGCGACGAAGUUGUCUUCAGUACCCAUGGGAAACAUGCUUAUAUAUUUCAGCCUCUUAAAGAUGAGAAUCUAGCUGCUUCAGACAGAGCUUCUUCAUUGAGCUUUUUUGAAAAUCAGAGUGCCCCUCUGAAAGGGCUUCAUGUUGAGACGAGAGCAGGCGACUCUUCACCUGUUGAUGGGGACUCUUUAUUGGCUUCUAUAUCAAAGUUACAUAAUGUCCCUUUUCUACCACCUACUGCUAAAAGUGUCAAAAGGCAGCAAAAUUCAGAGGUUCCUGUGCUACCUUCUGGCUGCAAUGAUUGUAUUCCGGAUGUUGACAUGAACGAUGCUGAUAAUAAUAAUGAUCAUGCUGCUAUAGCUUCAACGGAGAAAACUGUUGCUUCAACCUCUUGUGCUGCCAACGAUGAACAGAAUGCAGAUGGAAAUGGAAUCGAUCCAUUUCAAGAAGCUGAAUUUGGAAAUAUUCCUCCCUCUGGUUUUGAAGUUCGUCCAAUUUUGAGCUUACUUGGGGAUCCUUCUGAAUUUGAUUUAAGGAGUAGCAUUUCCAAAAUACUGGUGGAUGAUCGAAGUGAAGUGAGGGAAAUGCCGAAAGAAUAUGACCGUCCAUCAGCUUUGGUAUCAACUAGACGUCAAGCACUUAAGGAUAGUCUGCAGGGAGGGGUACUCAAUCCUCAGGACAUAGACAUUUCGUUUGAGAACUUUCCAUAUUACUUAAGUGGCAUAACUAAGGAUGUUUUGAUAACAUCGACAUAUGCCCAUAUGAAGUGUGAAAGCAAGUAUAUAAAGUUUGGAUCAGACUUGACAACAUCGUGCCCCCGCAUCUUGCUAUCUGGACCAGCUGGCUCUGAGAUAUAUCAGGAAAUGUUGGCAAAAGCGCUUGCGAAAAAAUUUGGGGUCAAAUUAAUGAUUGUUGACUCUCUCUUGUUACCUGGGGGAUUGACAGCCAAGGAAGCAGAUUCAACCAAAGAAAGUACUAGGCGUGAAAGACUGUCUGUGUUUGCUAAACGAGCUGUACAGGUUGCUGCACAUGCUGCUGUUUUGCAGCAUAAGAAACCAACGUCAAGUGUUGAGGCUGAUAUAACAGGUGGAUCAACAGUGAGUUCUCAGGCAAUUCCGAGGCAAGAAGUGUCAACUGCAAGCUCGAAAAGUUACACCUUUAAAGCAGGUGAUCGAGUAAAGUAUGUUGGUCAUUUGAAUUCUGCACUUGCUUCUCUCCAUGCUCCACCUAGGGGACCGGCAAUAGGUUUCCAGGGAAAAGUACUCCUUGCCUUUGAAGACAAUGGAUCUUCAAAGAUCGGGGUUAGAUUUGAUAAAACGGUACCAGAUGGCAAUGAUCUUGGUGGUCUAUGUGAAGAGGACCAUGGUUUUUUUUGUACAGCGAGUUCACUUCGGUUAGAAAGUUCGUCCAGUGAUGAUACUGAUAAACUUGCGAUUAAUGAAAUCUUUGAGGUGGCUUUUAAUGAAAGUGAAAGAGGGUCAUUGAUACUGUUCCUGAAAGACAUUGACAAAUCUGUGUCUGGGAACAGUGAUGUGUAUAUAACUUUGAAGAACAAACUGGAGAAUUUACCUGAGAAUAUUGUUGUCAUAGCCUCACAAACCCAGUCGGACAGCCGAAAGGAAAAAUCCCACCCUGGAGGUUUCCUGUUCACAAAGUUUGGCAGCAACCAGACAGCAUUGCUGGAUCUUGCAUUUCCUGAUAAUUUUGGUGGUAGACUGCAGGACAGGAACAAAGAAAUGCCUAAAUCAGUGAAACAGAUCACGAGGCUAUUUCCUAACAAAGUGGCCAUCCAGUUACCUGAGGAUGAAGCUUUGCUGGUGGAAUGGAAGGAUAAACUUGAACGUGACACAGCGAUCCUGAAGGCUCAAGCUAAUAUUACCAGCAUCCGUGCAGUCCUAAGCAAAAACCAUCUAGUAUGCCCUGACCUUGAAACUUUGUGCAUCAAAGAUCAAACCCUUCCUUCUGAUAGUGUGGAGAAAGUGGUUGGCUGGGCUUACGGCUACCAUCUUAGGAACUGCUCAGAACCCGCGGUCAUAGACAAUAAGCUUAUAAUCUCGGCAGAAAGCAUCACAUCUAGCCUGAAGUUGUUACACGAAAUUCAAAACGAACACAAGAGCACAAAGAAAUCUCUCAAAGAUGUUGUUACUGAGAAUGAAUUCGAGAAAAAACUCCUAUCAGAUGUCAUUCCUCCAAGUGAUAUCGGUGUAUCUUUUAGUGAUAUCGGGGCUUUGGAAAAUGUUAAAGACACCUUGAAGGAGUUAGUGAUGCUUCCUCUACAAAGACCUGAGUUGUUUGGCAAAGGCCAGCUUACAAAGCCUACAAAGGGUAUACUGUUGUUUGGACCGCCUGGUACGGGGAAGACAAUGCUGGCAAAGGCAGUAGCAACUGAGGCUGGUGCGAACUUUAUCAAUAUUUCAAUGUCCAGCAUUACUUCAAAGUGGUUUGGCGAGGGAGAGAAGUAUGUUAAAGCUGUUUUCUCAUUAGCAAGUAAGAUAGCUCCAAGCGUCAUUUUUGUUGAUGAGGUUGAUAGCAUGUUAGGAAGACGUGAGAAUCCAGGAGAGCAUGAAGCUAUGCGUAAAAUGAAGAACGAAUUCAUGAUAAACUGGGACGGCUUACGCACAAAGGAUAAAGAAAGAGUUUUAGUACUGGCUGCUACCAACAGACCAUUCGACCUUGACGAAGCAGUAAUUAGACGGCUUCCCCGAAGGUUGAUGGUUAAUCUCCCUGAUUCAGCAAACAGAUCGAAGAUCUUGAACGUAAUAUUGGCGAAAGAAGAGAUGGCGCAAGAUGUAGAUUUAGAAGCUAUAGCAAAUAUGACAGAUGGGUACUCCGGGAGUGACUUAAAGAAUCUUUGUGUGACGGCGGCACAUCUUCCUAUCCGAGAGAUUUUGGAAAAAGAAAAGAAGGAGAGAAGUGUGGCUGAAGCGGAAAACCGACCAGUACCUAAGUUAUAUAGCAGUACAGACGUUAGACCCUUGUCGAUGAAUGAUUUCAAAGCUGCACAUGAUCAGGUAUGUGCGAGUGUGUCGUCUGAUUCAUCGAACAUGAACGAGCUUCAGCAAUGGAACGAGCUGUAUGGAGAAGGAGGAUCGAGGAAGAAGACAUCACUGAGCUACUUCAUGUAAACAUGAGAAAGAAGAAGAAAAAAGAGAGGUUGUGUUUUUUUUUUCAUUUAUGAAUAUUAUUAAUUUA
Molecule: messenger RNA, 3977 nt
Organism: Capsella rubella
Lineage: Eukaryota; Viridiplantae; Streptophyta; Magnoliopsida; Brassicales; Brassicaceae
Exons: 27
Coding region: 167-3910 (1247 amino acids)
Cellular component (GO): mitochondrial outer membrane
Molecular function (GO): ATP hydrolysis activity; protein binding; ATP binding
Source: RefSeq, a predicted model, not a curated record